CAUCCCCAGGUGAAUCUCUGCAAAAUGGGCCGGAUAAUUUUCUACGAGGACAAGAACUUCCAGGGUCGUCGGUACGAAUGCGACAACGACUGUUCUGACUUCCACACCUACCUGAACCGGUGCAACUCCAUCCGUGUGGAGAGUGGAGCUUGGGUGGUGUACGAGAGGCCUAACUUCAUGGGCUGCCAGUACGUCCUGACCCGGGGCGAGUAUCUGGAUUACCAGCGCUGGAUGGGUCUCAAUGAUCGCAUCUGUUCCUGCAAAAUGAUCCACUUUGUCAGUGGUUCCGAGUACAAGAUCCAGCUCUACGACAAAGGAGACUUCGGCGGCCGAGUAUACGAGACCACCGAGGACUGCCCGUCCGUGGUGGACCGCUUCCGUACCCGCGAGGUCCACUCCUGCAAGGUGCUGGAUGGGAUCUGGAUCUUCUACGAGCACCCAAACUACAGAGGGCGCCAGUAUCUACUGGAGAAGGGGGAAUACCGUAAACCCGUGGACUGGGCGGCCGUCUGCCCCACGGUCCAGUCCAUCAAACGCCUGACGGAGUGACGUC
Molecule: messenger RNA, 553 nt
Organism: Triplophysa dalaica
Lineage: Eukaryota; Metazoa; Chordata; Actinopteri; Cypriniformes; Nemacheilidae
Gene: crygs1
Product: crystallin, gamma S1
Exons: 3
Coding region: 25-549 (174 amino acids)
Biological process (GO): lens development in camera-type eye; visual perception
Molecular function (GO): structural constituent of eye lens
Source: RefSeq, a predicted model, not a curated record